Messenger RNA from Daldinia caldariorum, 2666 nucleotides. RefSeq lists its product as uncharacterized. The transcript is spliced from 2 exons. The coding region runs from base 447 to 2153 and encodes 568 amino acids. The record is from RefSeq and is a predicted model, not a curated record. NCBI's taxonomy places the organism in Eukaryota, Fungi, Ascomycota, Sordariomycetes, Xylariales, Hypoxylaceae.
GUCAUCCGCGGCCAGUACACGAUACACGAUAACACACGAUAACGCGGAUAAACCACCACCACGUUUCUUCCUGUUUGCGCACGCCUUCAUCAAACACGUUCCUUCCUAAACAAAAAAUUUUACUUUACUGAUUCCCACUAUUAUUUCCAAAUUUUCGAGGUAGGCCUACCUAGCUGCCUAGGUUUGCAAAUCAUUUUAUGAGUCACUUUGUUGUCUCUACCUUGUAUGCCUUGUCUUGGAUUUGGUCAAUAUAAACUUUAUAUUACACUUUGUACGAACUUUACUCGGUUACUGAACACAAAUACAAGUUCGACCCGUGGACGAAGUUGAACUGGUGGACUUCGUAUAACAGGUACCUCCUAACCUAACCUGCUAUGAGAAUCUAUAAAGCUCAGUUCGACCAAACAAAAUAAAUAAAAAUAAAAAUAAAACAGUCUCUGUCCAAUAUGGUACGGACUCGCAAAGGCAACCUCUCCGUCGAGGAUUCCUGGCGUAUGGUUGACGGAAGUGAGAAUGAUAGUUUCGACACUACCGUUAUUCAGGACCCCUUCGACGACAACCCUAUCAUAUUCAGCAGCCAGUCCCAGCAGUCUCAACUGACUUCGUCAUCCCAAGCCCAGAGUAUUGCAUCUCAAGACAGCAUUCGUGACUUCGCCAACAACGCAGAUGAAGAUAAUGUCAUAUUGCGAGCUCCCUUCCAGCCUUCACUUGCCUCCACCAGAAAUACCUCCAUGGAUAAGGAUCUAACACCUGUUCCCGAAUUUUUUAUGCCCACCGUUGAAGUGGACAGCCAGCAAGGCAGCAGUCGUCGUUCGUCCAGGUCUGCUCAUCCCAUGAUUAACGCGUCGCAUUUUGUGAAAAGGAGAGGCAACCGCCGAGAGAGCGAUACAACUGCACGACAGUCUCAGCACAAGCCAAAUGAAUUACCCCGAGAACCCACGCUUUUGGAGAGAUUUACAGGUUCUAUACCCGGGUUUCUAUUUGAUCUUGCUGCCUGGCUUCUGGGUAUCUUUCGCUUGGCUUUUCGUUACGCGCAGUGGCCACUAGCCAUCCUCCUUGCGGUCUAUCUUAUCAUAGGAGCCGGCAUAAUGGCCAAAAACAUGAUUAUCAGCUCAGUCUCAGCGCCUCUUGCACCAUUAUGUCGGAUACCAGGCGUAUCCCUAGCUAACCUUCCGUUCUGCGCAAAAGAUUCACCUUCGGGGCAACGGGACGGUUCAUCGGUAGUCGAAUUUGACGAGCUGAUGAACGUGCAAGCCCAAUUUGAGAAGGUGCUAGAAGACUCGGCGCAGGGCGUCUCAUUGCCUAUGGAUAUGAAGCGCUCGGAAGCGUCCGUCCGAGACCUACGUACAAUGGUCAAAUAUAGCGAGCUGCCAACUCGCGCCGAGCUGGUCCACGAGUUUGAUAAUUAUAUCGAAAUCGUCCGUGCAGGUGCUAAUGGCUUGCAAAUGUUCAACACUCAUGUUGGCGGCGCAGUCGAUAGCAUCAUUAGCAUCAAUCGUUGGACAUCACGGUAUAUCGACUCGAUUGCCAUGAACCGCGAGGCGCAUAACAACAUGCUAUCGCGCUUCAGCGAUUGGGUCUUUUCUCCUUUCCAAGUGUCGGUGUUCGACGAGCGUGCUCUAUUAGAAAAGUACGUCGAGCACACGGCCCUGGUAUCGGACAAGAUUGCAAACCUCAUUGUCGAGGCACAGGGAAUUAUGCGCAUACUCAGCGAAGCAGAGAAUUCCUUGGAGGUUAUCAAUGAGCAUGUAGUGCGUACAAAUAACGUGGUGAAAGAGAAGCAUGAUGAAGUGUUUUGGGAUAUUUGGACGCUGGUAGGGGCUAAUCACCGUCGUCUUCACAACCUGAAAGCACAGCUUGGCCUGCUACAACAAGUCGAUACACAACGAAACUCGGCGGUUCAACGACUAGACAGUUUGGUACAUGACCUGUACGACAUUCAGACGAAAUUAAGCGACCUGAGAGAUCGAGUGGCCGCCCCAGAACUCCUAGCAGACUACUCGACCAUACCACUCGCCGUGCACAUCGAGACUAUCAACGCUGGGGUUGAGAGACUCGAGUCUGCACGAAGUCGCAUCAGGGCUGAAGAGAAUGAACGAUUACGACAAGCGUUGCAAAGGUCGAGAGAGGACGAUCACUUGAUCGACGGUUGAAUCAACCAAUAACAGCAUUUCUUGUUAAGCGUAUGAAUUAUAGGUAUGAUGGAAUCCGGUAUUAAAGGCAAUGGGAGUUUAAGGAUAAGUGUUUAUAGAAGAACACUGCAUCACUGUUAGUGCAUAUUCUCGGAUGCGGGACAUGGCAGGUUUCGGCAUAGGUCAUGAGAGGCUAUAAAUGAGGUACUGGAAUAUAAAUGUUACAAUUAUGCCCAAAGGAAUGAUUUGCCUGGGUAUGUGACAUGUUAAAUCGGCAUACAAUCAUAGUUAUAACCAUCGUGGAUAAUUUUCUCUAGUGAAUAGGUAGCGAUGGAAUUACGAAAGGGAGGUGAAAUUCAUGGAAUGGGACAGCGGUCGAUAGAAAAAGGGGCCAGUGAGCGAAUGCUAGUAAAUGACAACACGAUUAAAAUGCAACCAACCACAUUACACCGGGGUAUAUACUUUUAUUCCGAAGCUAUUGGCAGUGAUAUGAAUAAGAUUUCGACAAAUGAAAAAGGCAAAAAAAGACAAAAC